Molecule: messenger RNA, 1228 nt
Organism: Xylona heveae TC161
Lineage: Eukaryota; Fungi; Ascomycota; Xylonomycetes; Xylonales; Xylonaceae
Product: NAD(P)-binding protein
Exons: 1
Coding region: 136-1194 (352 amino acids)
Molecular function (GO): oxidoreductase activity
Source: RefSeq, a predicted model, not a curated record
GCGGCCCGCAUCUGCGGCAGCACUGUCCGGCUAAUUGACGAGGUGCUGGCAAAGCGGAGCAAGGCCGUGACUGACAACAGCUUUCACGAGUCCAAUGGAGUCAUUUACGUUAGCCGCCUCGUCGAGGCAUCCUACAUGAACGACGCUAUUGCACUCAAAACCUCUACGCCGACCCCUCACAAUGGUGAUUUCGGGGCGGACACGAAGAGAGCGCUCAAGCUGGUCAUCGGCGGCCCCGGCCUACUAGACACCCUCCAGUUCAUUGAAGAUCCGGGCUACGAUGCGCCGCUCGUCGAUGGCGAUGUCGAGUUCAAAGUGCAUGCUGCCGGCCUCAACUUCCUCGACGUCAUGAUCGCGCUCGGGCAGAUGAUUGGCAACAACCUCGGCGUCAAGGGCGCAGGCGUCGUCACUCGGGUCGCGCCUGGGUGCACCAGAUUUGAGGUUGGCGACCACGCGUGCGGCAUCGCGGCAGGGACGCUCAACGCAUUUGCUUGUGCGAAGGAGACGUCCCUCGCCAAGAUCCCGGCGACUCUUAGCUUUGCUGGUGCAACAGGGUUCACGGUCGUGUUCGUCACAGCGUACGCUGCGCUUUACGACAUCGCAGACAUCCAGCCGGGCGAGUCGGUGCUCAUCCACGCGGCGGCGGGCGGUGUUGGACAGGCGUGCAUCCAGCUUGCUCAGGUCAGGGGCGCGGAGAUAUACGCAACCGUAGGUUCGGUUGAGAAGCGCGAUCUGCUCAUGAAGACAUACGGCAUCGUGAAAGACCAUAUCUUUAGCAGUCGUGAUCUCACCUUCGCGCAGGGGAUCAAGCGCAGGACGAAGGGCCGCGGCGUCGAUGUAGCUGUCAACUCCCUGAGUGGCGAUGCGUUGCGGGCGACGUGGGAUUGCAUUGCGCCAUAUGGGCGGUUUGUGGAGGUCGGUAAGAUUGACAUUUACUCCUCCGCGCGGCUGAACAUGGAGAAAUUCAAGAAAAAUGUCAGCUUUGAGUUUGUAGAUAUCAGUUUCAUCGCUUCGAAUAACGGGCCAAGUUUCUCGGGUAUUUUGGGAAGCUUGAUGGAGCUGGUGAGAAAUAGCCACAUCGGGCCGUUGAACCCGACGCGGUCGUUCCCAUUCUCGCAGAUUCAGGCUUCGUUUCGGCAUACUACGUAUGCAGAGUGGUGUGCACUCCGGCAAGAUUAUACUCGAGCCGCAUGAGCAAGACGUUGUCCCGGUAGGCUCCCCCGCUCCC